Molecule: messenger RNA, 2168 nt
Organism: Periconia digitata
Lineage: Eukaryota; Fungi; Ascomycota; Dothideomycetes; Pleosporales; Periconiaceae
Source: the annotation of a GenBank genome assembly
UCUUGAGCCGUGCCCAAAAAAAGAUCUGUAUAGAAGAAGCAUUGGAGGCGAUGGAGCUCGAGACUGUUCCCCCGUCUGCGCCGAUACCGACAAGUCGCAAGACCACCGAAAACAAGGCCCUUUCAGCCAACUCUGCCCCAGUAACACUGAGAAGAUGGACGCCGCGAAGAAGAGGGGCGUGUGGGAUGUGCAAGUUGAAGAAGGUGCGAUGCGACGGAGGCACUCCCUGUAUGAAUUGUCGCAGGAAUAAUCAAGAAUGCGAAUACACUCUUGCAAAGAAACGGCAGGCUUCGAAAAAGUCUGUAGGUAGCUCCACGAGUUCCACCACUGAAACUUCAAAUCUCGGGCAACCAUCGCCUGAAUCUAUGCUUCCUUCCCAUGCGAGUUCUGUUAGUUCGAAUGACACCGUUCAACUUGGCCCCCAUACACACACGUCUAGUUCAGACGACCACAGUGUGCAGAGCCUUGUGGACGGAUAUUCCAACGACUGCAGCUGGACCUUCGACCUGGACCCUGAAGGGACGUUGCUUAAAAACGUCAUUGAUUUCCAGAAGUUUUCGUGGCCUGUCCUCGACGUGAAUGAGGACUGCAAUUUCGACUUCGACAUACCUUUCGCCCCCGAUGGCCUCGACCCAUCAAACGAUCCGAUCCCAGUUUCAGCGCUCGACAACGAUUGUCCGCCAUAUCUGAGUCAGUUGUCUCAACCAAUGCAACUAAGUGAACCGCCAGGCGAUAUGAUCAAGAUGCUAGACCUUAAUGACAAACUCUCAACAAAGAGUUUCCUUGACCCGGUACCGAGCGUGAAUUUCUCUCUUAAUGCAAUUUUUUCGUGGCAACACACUUCGAAUCAGAGGUUGAACAGUACAGAGCAAGAAGACAUACAGAAAAUAUUCUCGAGUAUUAGUCCCGCGCACAACCAGCAAAUCCCGGUGAGCGCAGAUGGCGAGGACCAACCCAGUUGCGCUUCAUGGUAUUGGAACGAUGCAGCGCUCAUGGAAAGCUGCACAAGUGCUUGCUUCGAGCAGCCCGUGGGCGUCCCCAAUUUCUUGACUAGAGCAUAUUUUCACAAAUACAUGAAAGAGGCCCGAGGGCGACCUCAGGGAAAUCCUGUGUUGACUUCUUUGAUCGAUUCUGUAAUGGCGUUCGGAUUCCACGCCUUCUUGAAGAGCAGCCGGCGUUUCUUUGUGUCCCCCAACGAGAAGAAAGAAGCCGAUCGACAUGCCAGGGUGGCCUUGAGCUCGCACGCCAGCGUCUUACGCUCGCCUGACACGCUGCUAAAACUCCAAACACUUCUAGCUAUGACAACCAUUUCUGAGCAGGUGAAUGAAGCCGCACACUCUGAGCUGCUUGCAGGCGCAAUAAAAUGCGCCCGAACACUGAAUCUCGAGAACGAUAACAUGAUUCGAAGCAACUACAAAAGUUGCGAAGAACGCGAUCUGGCAAAGAGAGCCCUGUGGUUUUUGUACUCUAUUGAAGUCCCCCACUCGUUACGAAAGGGAAUCUCUUCAUCUUUAGAUCGCGACUGGAUCGACUACGCUCCCCCUCAAGCGACCAAAGACACCGACUGGUUUCCUAUCCAAUGUCUCUACGCUCUGGUCAUAGGCUCUGCGGCAUCAUUGUUGUACAGUCAAAGAGGCUUACGGCAGUCGGCUGCGGAGAGAGAACAAAAGCUAGAUCUAUCGUUCAAGCUUCUGGAGGACUGGAGAAGCCAUUUACCACCUGCACUCAAAGAGAUUCACAAAGCAGACAUCCAGGGAAUAAUGGGAGAUCACGAGAUCCGACAUAUGGCACUUUGCAUGUUCCGUCAGUAUCACGAAGCCAUCUUUCUCAUCUUUUUCCCGUGGAUAGGAGUUCAGUCAAAAGGCAAAGUAUCAGAAGAGGCGCGCAGGAAAGGUAUGGAGCUGUGUGUGAACUCUGCCCAAGUGGUGCUGGCGACGUCGAAUCAAGUUCUGUCCCUGGAAGUACUAGACAGUAAAUUCCUCGACCUGAUAGCCGUAUCCAUAUGCAUGACAUUUCUGGACGUGGCGAGCAGCAGUGGGACACAGAAGAGCAUCGCGUACUUGAGCAUGGGUUGCGGCAUCUUCGGUCGCCUCAACCUUGAAAACGAAGUGCCACUAUCGGAUGUACUAGAGUUGACGCGCAUUGCGCAGCAGAUCAAGGGAAGAUGA